AUGUAUACAGUUUAUUUUUUUGAUUAUGGAAAUAUAGUUCAAAAUGUUCCACUUGAUCACAUAUAUUCUUCUUCAAAUGAUUUAGAUCAAAUAGAAGCACAAGCACAUCGUUUUUUAUUAGGUAAUAUUAAAAAGAGUACAUGGGAUACUACUGUUCGACCAUUAAUUGUACAAGAAAAAUUAAAUAAUACUAUUGAAUUAUGUUUUCUUGAUAAAAAUAAUUCAGUUAUACAUAUUAAAUUUGAUAAUGAAAAUAAUAUUUAUAUUUUAAAUGAAAAUGAAAAUAAUCAACAAAAUAAAUUAACAACAAAGGAAGAAAAUAAAUUAUCAACAAAUGAACAAACAAAAACUUUUAAAGCAAAUAUAUCAGGAGUGGAUAAGAAUUAUUUUUAUAUUCAUAUAUUUCCUGAUGAUAUUUUACAUAUUUAUGAAUUACAAGAAAUUUUACAAACACGUGAUAAACAACAUAAAACAACAGAUAAAUGGUCAAUUAAUGAUUUAUGUAUUGUUUUAAAUGAUCAAAAUACAUAUUAUCGUGGUCAAAUUCUUUCAAUUGAUGAUAAUAAAUAUGAUGUUAAAUGUAUUGAUUAUGGAAAUAUUUUAGAAAAUCUAACUUAUGAUCAUUUAUAUGUAUUACCUAAUGAAGAAAUUUUUAAACAAUCAUCAUUAGCACAUCAAUGUCGAUUAUGUGGUUUUGAUGAUAUAAAUCAAUCGAAAGCAAUUGAAGAAGUUAUUAAAAAUAUUCAAUCAACCGAAGAUGUAAAAAUUACUAUUGAAAAUGAUCGCAAUGAUCAAUGUUUAGUUGUAAUUCUUGCUAGAGAAAAUAACAAAAUUGUUAAUGAUCAAUAUCAAUCUGGCAAUAAUAAUAAUAAUCAAGAGAACGAUAAGCACGAAUCAGAUAACGACAAGAAAACAAUUGAUUCUGAUGAAAAUCAUCCAUCAACAACACAACCCAGCCCAUGGGCCGAAAUUGUAAAAGGUACCCAUGGGCCGAAAUGGGCCGAAUUUAAAAUAAAACGAAAAUUAUCAAAACUUCUUUCUCAAAGUAAAACUGAAAUAUUUUUUGCGAAUGAUCAUCGGAUAAAAGCAUAAUCGUAACUGAAAAUCAGACAUGUAAAAGUUCUUCAUUAAUUAUCCAUGUGAUUCUUUAUAUGUAAUUAGUUGCUUUUAAAGCUCUCCUAUAUAUGAGUUAACAGAGUGGCACCUAACUUUUGUGACUGUCUUCAUUUUAGUUAUAUCGCAGCUAAGUUAUUUUAGUUUCUCGUUUUUGCACACUAUUUGCGACGAGCAGAACAUUUUUUGGAAGAUUGGAACAAACUGGUAUUAGUACCAGCUUGAUACUUUCACCUAACGUUUCAAUUAAAAAUUUCAGAUUUUCCGUUUUUGAGU
Molecule: messenger RNA, 1389 nt
Organism: Rotaria sp. Silwood2
Lineage: Eukaryota; Metazoa; Rotifera; Eurotatoria; Philodinida; Philodinidae
Source: the annotation of a GenBank genome assembly